Messenger RNA from Colletotrichum graminicola M1.001, 1158 nucleotides. RefSeq names its product TfdA family Taurine catabolism dioxygenase TauD. The transcript is spliced from 5 exons. The record is from RefSeq and is a predicted model, not a curated record. The coding region runs from base 1 to 1158 and encodes 385 amino acids. Gene Ontology annotation, molecular function: oxidoreductase activity. Lineage: Eukaryota; Fungi; Ascomycota; Sordariomycetes; Glomerellales; Glomerellaceae.
AUGGCGCCUAGUGCUGUUGGUCCGGUCGUGGGUGCUGCCACGGCACUUGCUGCCCACCACAUCCAUCACACGGAAUACCACGCUCCAGUCGCCGACGCCCCCGGUCUCCCCACUGGGUUUCCCGAGACAGUGGUCGACGAAUCAGCCUGGACCGGCCCGCAAUUCACCAAGGAGUCGCAAUACACCUACCACCUCACUAAUGCGGACCACAAGGAGCUGGCGGUUGCCCUCAAGCACUUCAAAGCACUGGGCCUCGACGGUGAUCUUGUCCACAGAGACAACUUCCCUCUUUCCAGCCUUGGCGUCAUCCUAGAUCGUAUUGCCAGUGAUGUUCAUCACGGUAAGGGUUUUGCUGUGGUCCGCGGCAUUGAUCCGCAGAAGCAUUCGGUCGAGGAUCUUACGACACUGUAUCUUGGUAUUCAAGGGUACAUUGCCAACCAGCAUGGCCGUCAGGACAAGAAGGGAAACAUGCUUGUCCACAUCGUUGCCGACAACACAAGCCAAGUCAAGGCUGAUCACCAUCGCCAUUCAACUUCAGCCAUUACCUUCCACAACGAGGAAUCAGGCGAUGUGGUCAGCUGGUUGACCCGGAGUACUGCUGCGACUGGUGGCAAAUGCAUCAUUGCCUCUGCUCAUACCGUCUACAAUGUGCUCGCAGCCACUCGACCAGAUAUCAUCCGCACCUUGUCCCGUUCAGACUGGCCCUUUGCUCUACCCAAGUUUCAAUGUCGCCCAAUUCUCUUCCACCAUGAAGGGAAGAUUAUCAUCAACUUUGGACGUACUCCCCUCAUGGGGAACUCGGCCCACCCUCGGCCCGCUCAUUUCCCGUCAUUGACGCCUCGCCAAGUUGAGGCUCUCGACGCCAUCGAGAGCAUUGCCAAGGCAACCCAAAUGGAGAUCCAGACUCGAGCCGGCGACAUUCACUUUGUUAACAAUUUGGCCAUCCUUCACCGUCGUGAGGCGUUCACCAAUGGCCAGGGCCCCGCUGAGAAGCGUCAUCUCGUUCGGAUGCGUGUGCGCAACGACAGGCUCGGCUGGUCCAUACCUCAUGAGCUCAAACGCGAGUGGUUCGACGCUUUCGAGAAGCCUGCUGACCGUGUUUGGCACCUAGAGCCAAUGCCCGACGCUUUCUUUCCUUUGAGAAAAUAUCCCAACUGA